AUGGCGCUUCCUUUAAGCAUCUUCCUUGGCGGCUGCGUGGUCGCCAUCCCCGUCGUAACUGGUGUCGCGCAAGGUGUCGAGCACCAGAAGAAGCAGAACGAAGAAGCCGCCAACGAGUCGCGCAUGUGGAAAUUCAACUGCCUCGUAGCCUGCGACGACCCCGAUCCGAUAGCGAAAGAAGAAGUCGACAAUGGUAUCCUCGUCGUGCGCCAUGAUAAAGUCUGGGUUGUGCCGAGGGAUGCGGAUAACAAGCCAAUGUGGCCGGAUGGGGUAGAUGGGGAAGGGAGAGAGCCAUUGCAUCCGUUUGCAGGUUUCUACAUCGCAUACCCGGACGAGGAACGGUCUCCUCCGGAAAGGGGGCUGGUUAGCACGAUCAGUGACGACCCCCCUAUGCUGAACUGGAUAUACUGCGACAAAGAGACGUAUGAACUACGCUACUCAAAUCGCACGGGCAGCAUCAUGCAUCAUGUGGGCGUUUGGGACUGGACUGAAGAUGAGACCCACCUCACAUUUGACGGCUGGGAAGGCUUCAUCGCUAUCGACGAAUGGGAUGGUGCUGAUGAAGACCCUAAUACGCCGUGGGGUAAAGAAGGGCUGCGCUGGGCAGUGUACUUCGACAAAGACGACAACGGGCUCAAGGGGAGGCACAAAGGAAGGGACAUGUUCGAGAUCAGCCUCAAGCGUAGGAUACAGAGCGCUGAAGAGCAACUGAAGCAGAAUGAAGCAGCCGAGAAGAAGAUGCAAGUCAAGAGUAGAGGUGGUCUUAGCACUCAGUUUGCUGCGCCUCAGAAAGAGAGAGACAAGGAGUGGGAAAAGAAGUUCGGUGAGAAAGCGAGGCUGGAGCUGGAGAGGAAAUUGGCAAAAGAUAAGGAGGAAGGGCAAGGGCCUGAGUGGGCCAGAGGCGAUGUUGGGAACGGAGGAUGA
Alternaria atra is the source of this 924-nucleotide messenger RNA. RefSeq lists its product as uncharacterized. The record is from RefSeq and is a predicted model, not a curated record. The transcript has a single exon. Lineage: Eukaryota; Fungi; Ascomycota; Dothideomycetes; Pleosporales; Pleosporaceae. Bases 1 to 924 code for a protein of 307 amino acids.